UUUGUCAAAGGAAAACAUUUGUGAUCUUGCAGAAGACUCGGGAAGCCAGGUCUGAAUCUGAUGUCCUGAUGAGACACUAACAGUUUUGUGUCGUUUUUAUAUAUUUAUGCUCAAGAAUGCUAUUUAAAAAAACGUUUCCUCGUAUCUUACCUCACAAUUAAUUGGGGUCUGAUUGACACUUCAGGAACCCAGGCCCUGGGAGUAGACCCGGGCUUCCGUCCCAAGUCCACCCGGUGCUAGGGGCUCCGAAGGUCACGCUCACCCGCUGGGGAGGUGCGGUUCCUGUGCUGGGGGCUCGAUGACACCCUAGUGCCUGCUCGGUGUCUACCUCCCCGCGUCAAGGACUUGAGCCACAUUCUGUGGAGUGACUUCCGGGCGUGUUGUUUUGGAAACUUGAUACAGUUGCCACUGGAGAGGCAAGAGCUCAGUUUUGUGCGUUUAUGCUGCUUAGUCCUCUGCAAAGUUUCGGAAUUUGGGGGAGGACAUGGGGUUUGGGGGAGGACACCGACGUGUAGAUCGGAUUCCUGCCUUUCUGCAGUUUCGGUUGAAGUGUGACUUUUGUGACCCCGUGGAGCUCUCCCAAUGAAAGUAGAGGUCCUUGCUUGGGCUUGGGACCCUGGCGAAGGACCGUGUCGGUCCCGGCGUCGUCUCCUGCUGAGCCAUGGCAACCCCGGAUGUGAGCGUCCACAUGGAGGAGGUGGUGGUGGUGACGACGCCGGACACCGCGGUGGAUGGCAGCGGCGUGGAGGAGGUGAAGACUGUGCUGGUGACGACCAACCUGGCUCCUCACGGUAUGACGAGCACGUGAUCAGCCCAAAGGAGUUUGUGCACCUGGCUGGCAAGUCCACACUGAAGGACUGGAAGAGGGCCAUCCGGAUGAACGGCAUCAUGCUCAGGAAGAUCAUGGACUCCGGGGAGCUGGACUUCUAUCAGCACGACAAGGUCUGCUCCAACACCUGCCGCAGCACCAAGAUCGACCUCUCGGGCGCCCGUGUGUCACUGAGCAGCCCCACCUCCGCCGAGUACAUUCCACUCACACCCGCCACAGCCGAUGUGAACGGGUCUCCCGCUACCAUCACCAUAGAGACCUGUGAGGACCCCGGUGACUGGACCACGGCCAUCGCAGAUGACACAUUUUCCUUCUGGCGAGGGCUCAAGGAUGCUGGUCUGCUGGAUGAGGUCAUCCAUGAGUUCCACCAGGAGCUGAUGGAGACCAUGAAGGGCCUGCAGCAGCGGGUCCAGGACCCUCCCCUGCAGCUCCGAGAUGCCGUCCUCCUCAACAACAUCGUGCAGAACUUCGGCAUGCUGGACCUGGUGAAGAAGGUGCUGGCCAGCCACAAGUGCCAGAUGGACCGCUCCCGGGAGCAGUACGCCCGGGACCUGGCAGCCCUGGAACAGCAGUGUGAUGAGCACCGACGUCGAGCCAAGGAACUCAAGCACAAAUCUCAGCACCUCAGCAACGUGCUUAUGACACUCACGCCCGUCUCCCUGCCGCCCCCCGCGAAGCGGCCGCGGCUCGCGAGGGCCACGUCCGGGCCGGCCGCCAUCGCCUCGCAGGUGCUCACCCAGUCUGCCCAGAUCGCCCUCAGCCCCGGCGUGCCAGUCUCCCAGCUGACCGGCGUGCCGCUCGGCAAAGUAGUGUCCGCCUUGCCGUCCCCUGCGCUGGGCAAGGGGCCCACGCAGGCUGCUCCCGCCGGCUCGCCAGCCUCGCCGCUGCUCGGGGGCUACACGGUGCUGGCCUCGUCGGGUGCCACCUUCCCCAGCACGGUGGAGAUCCACCCGGACGCGUCCAGCCUCACGGUCCUGAGCACGGCCGCCAUGCAGGACGGCAGCACUGUGGUCAAGGUGGUGAGCCCCCUACAGCUGCUCACCCUGCCCGGCCUGGGCCCCACCCUGCAGAACGUGGCCCAGGUGUCGCCCGGGGGCAGCACCAUCGUGACAGUGCCCACAGGGGCCGUCGAGAGCGCCGUGGCCGCCUCAGGCCCCGAGGAGCACACUGCCACCAUUGAGGUGGCCGCCAUGGCGGAAGGCCGUGAGCACAAGUAGACGUGGGUGGAGGACGAGGCCCGCCGUGGGCACAGGGCCGGCCGCCUCUCCUCAGGCCGCGGCCGGGCGGGAGCACGGUGCCGGCGCCCUGCGGGCCACGUUGGGCUGAACCAAAGAGAGGAAACACCAAAACAGACGGCGAGAAAAAGGGAUCGAACACAACAGACCUGUGCGGUCAGCCCUCCACUCGGAGCCUCCUCCCCCUUCUUUCUUGGGAAAUACAUUUUUCCAUCUGUU
Molecule: messenger RNA, 2283 nt
Organism: Neofelis nebulosa (Clouded leopard)
Lineage: Eukaryota; Metazoa; Chordata; Mammalia; Carnivora; Felidae
Gene: GMEB2
Product: glucocorticoid modulatory element binding protein 2
Exons: 8
Coding region: 583-2046 (487 amino acids)
Biological process (GO): positive regulation of transcription by RNA polymerase II
Cellular component (GO): nucleus
Molecular function (GO): DNA-binding transcription activator activity, RNA polymerase II-specific; RNA polymerase II cis-regulatory region sequence-specific DNA binding
Source: RefSeq, a predicted model, not a curated record